Anolis sagrei ordinatus is the source of this 2017-nucleotide messenger RNA. RefSeq names its product CXXC finger protein 1 (gene CXXC1). The record is from RefSeq and is a predicted model, not a curated record. Gene Ontology annotation, molecular function: zinc ion binding; DNA binding. NCBI's taxonomy places the organism in Eukaryota, Metazoa, Chordata, Lepidosauria, Squamata, Anolidae. Gene Ontology annotation, cellular component: Set1C/COMPASS complex.
UCUUGUUGUGGCUGAUACCGGAAACGGAAGUAGUCGCGGGCAGGCGCUCUGGCCUACUAUUGCCGAGCGUCUUGUCGUCUUGUUUCAGAACAAGGGAACUGACCGAGAGAGAAAGGAAGAGAGCGGGAGAUCAUGGAUGAAUUUUCUGACCCAGAUCUAGCUGUUCUGGGCGAGGAGUCCAAAUCAGAGAAUGGAGAGAACGCUCCAGUUUACUGCAUUUGCCGCAAACCAGAUAUCAAUUGUUUCAUGAUAGGCUGUGAUCACUGCAAUGAAUGGUUCCAUGGCCAUUGUAUUAACAUUACUGAGAAGAUGGCAAAAGCCAUUCGGGAGUGGUACUGCAUGCAGUGCAGAGAGAGAGACCCAGCACUUGAGAUCCGGUACAGACAUAAAAAGUCAAAGGAGAAGGACCGUGAAGGGGAUCGGGAACGUGCUGAGAAAGAUGAGUUGCGUAUGAAAGCACAGGAAAUGGCACUGGAGCAAAGCCGAAGCUCAAAGCAGAUCAAGCGCUCAGCGCGCAUGUGCGGUGAAUGUGAGGCUUGCCGACGCACAGAGGAUUGUGGUCAGUGUGAUUUCUGUCGCGACAUGAAGAAGUUUGGGGGACCCAACAAGAUCCGCCAGAAGUGCCGCCUGAGGCAGUGCCAAGUUCGGGCUCGGGAGUCCUAUAAAUAUUUUCCAGCUUCGAUGUUACGGGGGCGGGAGGAUGAUCUGCAGAUGCUAAAGGAACAGCUAGAGUCGGCUGCCACACCCGAACCUCUCUCGGAUGACGAUCUGCACAUAGAUCCCGAUUUGUAUCAGGAGCUUUGCUCAGGGGCCUUCGAUGAUCAGAACCUGCCAUGGCUCAGUGACACAGACGAUGGGCCCUUCCUUGAUCCCAUGUUGCGGAAACGUGCUGUGAAGGUGAAGCAUGUCAAACGGAGGGAGAAGAAAUCUGAGAAAAAGAAGGAUGAGAAAUACAAGCGCCACAAGCAGAAGCAGAAGCACCGCGACAGGUCCAAGCAUGCUGAGCGGGUGGAUGCCAAAGACCCUUCCUCUUUACACCAGUGCCUUGGUCCCGGCUGCAUCCAGGCUGCCCGAGUCAACUCCAAGUACUGCUCUGAUGAGUGCGGCAUGAAACUGGCAGCUAACCGUAUCUACGAGAUCCUCCCCCAACGCAUCCAGCAGUGGCAGCAGAGUCCUUGUGUGGCAGAAGAGCAUGGCAAGAAACUCCUGGAGCGGAUACGGCGGGAGCAGCAGCAGGCCCGACUCAGGCUCCAGGAAAUGGAACGCAAGUUCCACGAAUUGGAAGCCAUCAUUGUCCGGGCCAAGCAGCAAGCCAUCAAAGAGGAUGAAGAGACCAGUGAAGGAGACAGCGAUGAUACAGACUUGCAGAUCUUCUGUGUUUCAUGUGGCCACCCGGUCAACCCCAAGGUUGCCUUGCGUCACAUGGAGCGGUGCUAUGCUAAGUAUGAGAGCCAGACAUCCUUUGGGUCUAUGUAUCCAACACGUAUUGAAGGGGCUACUCGUCUUUUCUGUGACGUCUAUAACCCACAAAGCAAGACCUACUGCAAACGCUUGCAGGUUCUGUGUCCAGAGCAUUCGCGGGAUCCCAAGGUGUCAGCAGAUGAGGUGUGUGGUUGCCCCAUGGUAAAAGACGUAUUUGAGCUCACUGGGGAGUUCUGCCGUGUGCCCAAACGAAAAUGCAAUCGACACUACUGCUGGGAGAAGCUGCGCCGGGCUGAGGUGGACUUGGAGAGAGUACGCGUGUGGUACAAGCUGGACGAGCUGUUUGAACAGGAACGAAAUGUACGGAUGGCCAUGACCAACCGAGCUGGGCUUCUUGCUCUCAUGCUGCACCAGACAAUCCAGCAUGAUCCACUGACCACAGACUUGCGUACAACCACUGAUCGCUGAGCUAGUAAGCGAAAGGUGCUGUUGAGCCUAUGGACAAGAGCUUCCCAAUUCAGUGCCAAUUGAACCAGAAUCUUUUUUUAAAAAUGAUUUUUCUUAAUCUCUUUUUUCAUUAAAACAGUCUGGUGUA